Messenger RNA from Eriocheir sinensis (Chinese mitten crab), 5186 nucleotides. RefSeq lists its product as uncharacterized. The record is from RefSeq and is a predicted model, not a curated record. The transcript is spliced from 4 exons. Lineage: Eukaryota; Metazoa; Arthropoda; Malacostraca; Decapoda; Varunidae. The coding region runs from base 286 to 4734 and encodes 1482 amino acids.
GGCGGAGGUUGGCUGUCGGCUCCACGGGUCUUCUCUGAUUCCUCCAACCCUGCCACACCGAUCACAUCUGCUUAAGAUUAUAUAUACGUAUUUCUAGUGUAUAUACGAAACACAAAGACAUUGAUGAGACAAUAAGAUAUAUUCAAUUCAGAGACAAAAUCCUGAAGUUGAAAACGAUGAAUAGAACAGACAAAACAAAAACUAAAAACAAUUGAAAACGUUGUACAGUAACGUAAAGUGCAAUAAUCACUAACCUGACUGACUAUAUGGUUAGCCGACACUGGAAUGACGGCGUCUCUGUUAAUGGUGAUUAUAAUGGUGGCGGCCGUGGAGGCGACAGCAGUGGCCGAGGCGGCCAACCGGUGGACGCUUCCUCUUUCAUCUUGGGCCGGGAGAAGGGCAGAUGGCGAGUGCGAUACAGAAGGGGGAGUCCUGGAGAUAGGACAGAGUCUCUACCUGGAUGAGUGUAGAAAGCUCGUCUGCAAGUCAAUUGUGGGUCAGCCCAUCGUAGAGGAACAUUUCUGCGAGACCCUCCCGAGAGAUCUCCCGCCUUCAUGCGUGGUGAGUGAUGGAAGAGGCACAAGACAUCCUGAUUGUUGUGCUCGUGUGGUCUGCUCCCCUGCCGAUGAAACAUUUGAAUUCGAGACCACAAUGACAUUCCCCGGAAACUCAAAACACUAUCCAGGAAAUUCAAAGUCUCCCCAGCGGAUCAUUGAUUCUUUAACGAGGGACAUGGAAUACUUAUCAGGAAACUCUCGAGAUUCAGUGCCCCCUAGACUCACUGAUCCUUCAAUGAAGCGGAUUCCUGAAUCCAUAGCACAUGUCCCUGUGUACCGGCGGGAUCCACUGUUCCCAGAGAAUAAGGUGCCCUUGAGGAACAUGGUUAGGAGGCCACAUGUAGCCAAUGGUGUUAUAGGAAAGUACUCUGUUCCAGUGAGGCGCCCUGGUCUGCCUGUACGCCGCCCUGCCUACCCUUCACUAACUCCCCAUCCCUUAAGAAUGCCUUUGGGCGUUACUUUUGGGCAAGGCCACUCACACCCUCAUGCUCCUCCCCCUACCACUCACGUCCGUCCCCUUCGUCUGCCCUCACACCGUCCCAUUCUUUCCCCAGAGCUCCAUUCAGGGCGGGCUGAAGGUCUUGCUAUACAGCUUGAUCCUCCAAACAAUAUCAUCCCACCUCCUGACAUCACUGAUGGAUCCCUUUACUAUGACGACGAAAACGAGGCGCUGCCAAAGGACGAAGAUAAAGACUUUGGUGGUGAAAUCUUUUGGAUUGCUCCUGAUGCGUUUCCAAAUCAUAAGAACGAAGUUAACUUUAAAGACGAAAUAGCGUGGAAGGUCUCUAACCCGCUUUCUUUUGAGGACGAAACAGGCAAUGGAGGAGAAACGUCUUGGGAGGGUCCUGAAAUGUUUCCCCAGCAUAAGGGCGAAAUGGUGUUUGGCGACGAAUUGUCCUUGAUGCUGCCACAGCCUCCAAAGCUGCAUCCUUCUCUCAGCAACAACAGUCGACCCUCAAAAGAGGUGUCGUACGUUUACUAUACUAACCCAAGAGAGGUCAGGACGUCCCCACACCCAUACCUCAUCUACCCAAUCACCACGCCAAUGCCUAAAGAACCUGGGGAAGGAGCAGAAGUAGAAAAUCCAAUUUUCCUCACCAAUUCAAUAAUUCCUGAUAGGGAGGAACAUGACAACCCAUGGAUACCAGUUUCUGGGGUCACUGUUACCUCCUCCCCAACCGCGACAGCUACCCCCACCCCCACCCGCACAAAAACCCGCCCAUCACUGAGACGCCCAAGCUUUCCAAGGACACGAGGACCAUUCAUAAAGACACCCCGCCCGAGCCCCCUCCCCUCGACAAGACACACCACACUCCAGCCACACGUCACCACCUGGAGGCCAAGCACUCGUCUUCCAGUCAUCACCACUACCCCUAGUACCCUUUCCACCACCCUAGACAACCCUAACACUCCUUCAGAAACUUCCACCUCUACCACUACCUCAUAUGAGUUCGCAACGGCUAAACUAAACCCAAACGAACAUGACAUCCACGAGUUUUUCCAUACUCCCCUGGAUCCUUCGGAACUGAUUCCUGGCCACGACGCCUUUAUGAAGUCAAAACAAGAGGCACAGAAAGAGUAUCAAAGUUCCAACUCUAACACGACGACAGCUAACAAAACGCGGAGGUCACUAAGCCCCUCCACAUUAAGUCGGAAUACUUCAGGAGUAAAGCACCGGCCCGUUUUUUAUAUUCCGUGGAGGAGGAACGCAAAAAUGGUGUCCCAACACUCUUCUACACCUAUUCCGGAAGAGGAAAUGGAUGAGGUGUACAGAGCCGAGACUUUCCACCCUAUCAAGUUCGACGCCGACUUUGAGAGUCCGAAAAUGACCACGGAGCAGUUUAUCGUCGAUCUUCCUUCGUCAUCACCAUCUUUGAAAUCUCUUCCGGUUAGAUUUGGUUUACUAAAGCCUGAGGAAAAGCUUCAGUCCUUCAACCCGUCAAAAAGCACGGGAAAAAAAGGUAGACAGUUUGUGGAGGAGCGUACUGACAACGCGUAUGAGAACACCCCCACUACCGGCCUGUCAAGGAAUGAUAGUGCUUUGUCGUUUCUGUUGAGGGAAGAAGAUAAAGUGAAUGCGAUGCAGGGUGAUAUUAUAGCCCUAACAUAUGCCACCAAGCCUCCCUCUAUCACCCUAGGUCCUCAAGGACGAAUCAUAGACGAGGAUAACGAUGUAGAGACUCAAGGCAUAAAAACUAUCAACAUAGAGGAAAAGCAGCAAUCCAACUUGACCGUGAAUGUAAAGGCAGGCAACCCAUCUACACCACCAGCUUUCAAGUGGUCCCCACCCCAUUUAAGAUUUCCAGGGAGGAGACAAUAUAGAGUUCCAAGACCCAAACCUGAUAAUAUUCAAAUGCCAGACUACGGCAAUUUUCCGGAGAAAGAGCACCUUGGUGUGCUAUUUUAUGAACCAAUUAAACAGGAAACAAAACCGAUCACAACGACGAUGACCACACCUUCGAGAUCAGACGAGACAAUACCAGGAACAUCAAUGACUUUCGAAACCCUUGACUCCUUUCACCAUAAAACAGAAUCACGAUUGACGGGCGGAAUGGCUCAUAAAACACACAUGCAAAUGCAAAUUAAGAAGACUACCAAUGACACUAACCCUCAGGAAUAUCACCGAGGUGAGGUACCUCUAAAAACUUUCCCCGACAACUACCACCCAUCUGAGAACCACAGAGCCACACCUUUUUCUCUGAGCCUAAGGAAAGAUGACACACGAAUGUCAAAUGUUUACUAUUACAGCGAGGAGGCGCUGUCUGAUGAGAUUGACUUUGAAGUACCACAGUACUUUGGUUAUAUCACAGAUGAAACUAAAGCCUCCAGUGAGAUCCCAAAGCAAUUUCAUUCACAUUCCACUCCCGAUGGAGUGUUGCACCAGGGGAUCCCUCAACUUCCUCAUUUUCAUAUCAAAGGACCCAACGAACCAGAACCUCCGAGCAGCCGAACACCGACAGGAAGAGAAGCACUGAAACCCAACGGAUCCUCCUUAGAAAAGAAUGAAAGACACGACGUGUCACACGGCCUAACAGAAGAUUUACAGCCAAAUCCCUUGUACACCAUGACUGACGAAAACAAAAUAGUGGGUGAGCAAAAGCCCCUGUACCACCGCGCACAAGCAGACACGCUUACAUUAUCUUCUCAAGAAGAAAUGAGAGAUCACCUUAACAGUCAGAGGAAAAACGAGAAAGAGGAGAGGAAGGAGGAAGAGGAUAAGGAAGAAGAUGAGGAAGAAAAAAAAACAGGACAUUACAUGAGGCCACGAGUCAUUAUAUCUCGAGCAUCUCAUUUCGCACCACUGCAACCCCUUUUGCAAUCUUCUAGCACUGCCUUCACCACCACCAUUGCCACCACUACCAGAAGAGACGAUUUUUUCUUUAAUAACAAAAGCAUCACAUUACCACCUAAAAGCAAUUAUAGCUCUUUGAACCAAACGCCCACACUACCACCCCACACUACUUCACCAUCGAGAACACUUCGAAGGAGACCAGAAACCCGUUAUUCUUCUACCGCCCGAUUUCGUGAUGCACCAAGGACAACAACCUUUAGUAAACCGCAAGAGUUUCGAGAGUCCUUGACCGUCAAUAGGUCUCGAAAUAGACUUCUACCGACAGUGAACAAGCAGCAUCGCCUUCCGCCACCAAAUCAGCGAAGACUCUCCUCGCGACAAGCAAGAAUUAGACUCAGAGUCUCUAGACUAGCCACAGGAACUCGCAAAGAAAGUACAGAAGGGACGAAGGAGUUAUUGGAUCCCUCAGAGAGCUCAUAUGAAACGAAAAAUCUACCAAACAACCAACCAACCUCAAUAGAAACAGUGCCGAUAAUCCACAUUUCUCAAGACCCUAAACCAGACACAAAAAAGCCUACAGGGAGUACAGAGGGUCAAACAGAGAGCCCUAAAGUCACAGUAAACUCACCAUAUCUAGAGAUUACACCUCAAGUAACCAAGGCACCUAUGAAGCCAUAUCACGAGAACGUUAAAGGUCACUUCACACACGAAUCACGCUCCGUUCCUCAUCAAAGUGCUUCUCUUAACUCUCAAGGACAAACGAUAAAACUGCAAGACCAAUCUACGGACAGACAGACAUACUCGCACAACAGGCCAAUGCACGAGUCAUCGCGAGGUAUUAGAGAUGAAUGGGAACCCAUAAAGACAAAAAUGAGUAAAGGAUAAUCUUAUUUCGAGUAAAACUAGAUUUCCCUUUUAAAAGUAUUUAUAAAUGGCCAAGGCCUACAUUGUAUUUAUAUUUUUAAUUAGGAGGAAGAGGUUGGUUCGUGUAGCUCAGCGUGAAAACUACUGUCAUGGGUAGUCUUUCAAUCGUUUUGCAGCCAUAUCAAAAUAUCAGUAUAUGUAUGAUCUGAAAUACAUAUACACCAGUGAUUCCAAAACUGGGGGAGACCACCCCCUUAGGGAGUCGUGAGCAAGAUACAAGGAGGGCGUGAUUCCGUCUGCCAAAAAUUGCAAUUUUGCAAGAAAUAAAUAAACGCACACAGGUGAGAGAGCAACACUGUUUGAAUCAUCCUCACGUGAUACAACUGUGCAAAGCAAAAUAUACCAGUUACCCUCACCUAUUCGAAUUUUAUAACUUCAUUUCUCUUUAUUAUAUAUAUAUAUAUAUAUAUAUA